UGGAAAUUCGACCUUUGGUUGGCAUUUAAUGGCCUGCUGUCUGCAACGUAAACCACACCACCAAGUUGGAAAGAUCGUAGAAAAUUCAACAGAAAAAGGUCCAUGUGCUUCAGAAAUGUUAAAAGAGAAGUUCGUCCAUCGUCCCAUUGUUUAUCUGGACAGUGUCAAGGAAUGGAAUGUCAAUGUAAGCCUGUAUGUGAUAGGGCUCAGUGCUUGGCAUUUCGUGAAGCCAAGAUCUCAUUGUAGGCACUGCCAGACCACACCUUGUCCAUGUUCCAUUGUGUACGAACUUGGUUUUGCAUGUGAUGGAGGGCUUUCUGCAUGAUAGGAUGGGAAGUGCCUUUGAAAAGACAAACAAAUUAUUGUUAAGAAUCCCAAACAGAUGUGACAAACCUUUUCAGUCUUUAGUGAUGGAUGUUUUUGAUCUGUUUGUUUACAAAACAUUUUGCACCCCACACAGCGGUAUGGGUGACUUUGGAUCUUGGAAUGUAAUAGGAAAUGUAUCAUCCUCUCUAGUGGUGUUUGGUGUUGAAUCUGAUGAGGCUGCGGCCACAUACUUUGCCGGCCUCGAUGGUUAUGGAGAUGAUUCAAGUCAACAGUUCACAUCAAACUCUAUUUUUCAACCAAAUGAUACAGAGGUGGAGACUGAGCCUGCUGAGUUGGUGAGAGGCAGACCAGGAGGCCACAAAGUCGUUGAAACAGCAGCAUCACAACUGAGUGUCUGCAAUGUGGUGGAUGAACUUUCUAUGCAAGAAGAUGGAAGAAAUGGAACAUGAAUCAGAACCUGCUCCAGAAGUAA
Molecule: messenger RNA, 799 nt
Organism: Thrips palmi
Lineage: Eukaryota; Metazoa; Arthropoda; Insecta; Thysanoptera; Thripidae
Exons: 5
Coding region: 306-776 (156 amino acids)
Source: RefSeq, a predicted model, not a curated record